AUGCGGCAGAAUAUUAUAGACCUGACAACCAGCACAUCUACAUCUUUAAGCGAUAAAAAUGAAUUUAACCCGGACGCACACUUCAGAUGGGACAGCAUCAAAAAGUUUGUGUAUCUGGCUUACGCUUGUUCCUCGUCCAUCUUCAAUUUCGAUAUAUUUUCGCGAGUGGUUGUUGAAAACAUGACGCUUGUGGAAUUUAUACACAGUGCCGUAACAAUAGGAAUGGCCUACAUGUUUAUGGACUUCUUCAUAAAGCAGUACACGAGGAAAUUGGAUACACAUGAAACCUUGAAUCCUUUGCUUAGAGGCGUGUCGUUUGGUAUUCUCUUGCAAACGGCGUUUUGGGCUCUCAUAAAUGCGACAAGUUUGGCUGACUCCCUUCGGUACCUGGUGGUCAGCCUGCCCACAGAACCCAGCUGGAUGUCCUGUCAUCGAGGCGCUGAUCGAUCGUGUAUACCAUCAGAGGAUAUAUUCAUGAGAUGCAAUGCCAAAAACAUGACCAAUAUCAGAACUACAUCAGUGCAUUUUCACUAUGAUCGAAUGUUUGUGAAUUUCGAUCGGAACAGCCUUUCAUCGAGAUUCUUUCUGAUUGCAAUCGUGUGGUUGUCUAAUUUCUUUAUCGCUUCAAUCACGGAUAGUGCUCUAUUAAAGCUUUUCAAAUUUACAUUUCUUUGGGGAACGUUCUCGACGUUAUUUAUAGUGAUUGUCCUUUUGUUUUCAACCUACACGACCACAGCGUUCUACCAGAUAAUGGAUUUAACCGAUGCUAAAAAGAAAUACCCGUCAUCUAUGAACCGGCCGAAUGAGUUGUUCAGCGUUGGACUAAUUGGAGUCUACGACUUUGGUACCAUGUCGCCAUACACAAUGAUCGACACAACGGUUGUUAUAUACGCCAUUGUCGCUACAGCGAUUGCGUUCGCUAGAUCGCUAAUAAUACGAGCGUUGUAUAUAGCGCUUUCAAGCUGCAUCGAGGUCAAAAUCGCGGUCACCCCCCAUUACUUGUUUUUUGUGAUGAUACCCCUCAGCAUCGAGUUCAUGGAAAUACAUAAGAUGUAUGUUUUGUACGUUUAUAUGAACUUGACCGUGGCGUUGGUGCCGGGCUUGGCGAUGAUGACGCUGACGAUAUCAAAGUUGCUUCAUAACGAAUUUCGUUCAGUAAAGUACAUAUACAUCAUCGGAAUAUUAUGCUUCUUCGGUUUCACUUUCUCGCUGCCCUUGACCGUGAUACCAACUAGCAAAUUAAAGGGGUUGAUAAUUGGACACAAACUUUCCGCCUUCUAUUUGGGAGGUUUCAAGGUUCUCAUCGUCAUGUGGGUGUACGGAGUUAAAAAGUUUUCAACUGACAUUCAGUUUUGGUUGGGUUUCAAGCCAACUAUAUAUUGGCGGAGCGUGUGGAUGCUGUUACCCAUUGUAUUUUUCAUACUUAUUAUGAACAAAAUCAAUGAAGUGAGACUUUUAAACGAUGUUCAACAGCAGAUAUCUGCAAUUAUUUGGGUUGCGUUUUCACUGAUUACUGUAGCAAUAUUUCAAAUUAAGACCAUUGCCAGAUACAUAUUACGAAAUAAUUUAAUGGGCAUGUUUAGAAGUAGCCCAAAAUACGGGCCCCUGGAUCCAGACGACCGUAAGAGGAGAAAGAUAUUUGACGAGAGCAUUCUAUAUCGACAGUGCAAACAUGAUUGUAUCGUUAUGUCCGAGAAGUUUGAAUGCAACCAUUUGCCGUUGAUCUUUAAGAAGAAAUCGCCAAGUUCAGAAAGCACGGAGUCGUCCAUCACAAAUAUUUAUGACGCCAGCGCGACGAGAAAAAGAUUUUCAAGUGUCGUGGACCUCGUCGUGGACAACAGGGAAAUAUAAAUUAGAUCACGCUU
Molecule: messenger RNA, 1865 nt
Organism: Zerene cesonia (dogface butterfly)
Lineage: Eukaryota; Metazoa; Arthropoda; Insecta; Lepidoptera; Pieridae
Product: sodium-dependent nutrient amino acid transporter 1-like
Exons: 12
Coding region: 1-1851 (616 amino acids)
Biological process (GO): sodium ion transmembrane transport
Cellular component (GO): membrane
Source: RefSeq, a predicted model, not a curated record